Molecule: messenger RNA, 3780 nt
Organism: Closterium sp. NIES-65
Lineage: Eukaryota; Viridiplantae; Streptophyta; Zygnematophyceae; Desmidiales; Closteriaceae
Source: the annotation of a GenBank genome assembly
AUGGCUUCUCACGUCGCUCCCCUCCAACGGAGUCUUUUCGCGCGCGAGCGCGUCACAGCCGCCGCCGUUCCACUCAGCUCCUCUCACAGCAUCGUCACCCUUAAGAGACGGCUAGGUUCUAGCAGCAAACGAUCGCUCUCCCGUCGGCUUCCCUCAUCUAGAGUUACAGCCGUUCGAGCUACAGCCGUCAGCGAUGCGCCUUCCCGGGUCGCGGAUUCGGGGUCGAGCGGGCUGGAUCCAGAUCUCGCCAAGUCGCCGUUCAAAGUGAUUGUAGCGGGAGCGGGAAUCGGCGGUCUGGUGUUCGCUCUGUCGUGCAAGAACCGUGGCAUUGACGUGGAGGUAACUGAUAGCAUUCAUGGGGAUCUUCAUGCUCCUUUCAAAUCCACGUGCCUGUUCUGUUCCUUGUCCUCGUACUUGUUCAUACUUUCUCUUCUAACAGGACAUUCUCUCCUAACAGUUUCUUUCCACGUUGCCUUCUCCACCUCCCCCCUCCCCUUCCUCCUUCUCCCCUCCCCAACUCCCCCCCCCCACCUUCCCCAUCCUUAUCAGGUCUUCGAGCGGGAUCUCACCGCGAUUCGCGGCGAGGGGCAGUACCGCGGGCCGAUUCAGAUUCAGAGCAACGCGCUGGCGGCGCUGGAGGCGGUGGACCUGCGCGUGGCGGAGGAGGUGAUGGCGGCGGGGUGCAUCACGGGCGACCGCAUCAACGGGCUCUGCGACGGGCUCACCGGCGAAUGGUACGUGAAGUUCGACACGUUCACGCCAGCGGCGGAGGGCGGGUUACCAGUGACGCGCGUGAUCAGCCGCAUGACUCUCCAGCAGAUCCUCGUGGACGCCGUUGGGGAGGGCAUUAUCAGGAAUGGGUUGACCGUCGUUGACUUUGAAGACCAGGGCAAGCAGGUGGCGGUGAAGCUGAGUGACGGCAGCACGGUGUACGGGGACAUGCUCGUGGGCGCGGACGGUAUUCGCUCCAAGGUGCGGGACUUGCUGCUGGGAGUGACGGAGCCCACCUACUCGGACUACACGUGUUACACGGGCAUCUGUGACUUUGUCCCGCAUGACAUUGAGACCGUGGGGUACCGCGUGUUUCUGGGGCACCAGCAGUACUUUGUGAGCAGCGAUUCAUUAACCCCUGCCCCGACUCCCCCUCUUCCCCAUCUCUUUCCCUCUUCAACCCACCAUCCCACCCCCAACCGCCAGUACUUUGUGAGCAGCGACGUGGGGUUUGGCAAGAUGCAGUGGUAUGCUUUCUACAACGAGCCUGCUGGCGGCUCUGACCCCCCUGGCUGUCGCAAGCAGAGGCUGAUGAAACUUUUCGGCAAGUGGGCGGACGGGGUGGUGGAUCUCAUUCAGGCCACCCCUGAGGAGGACGUGCUCCGGCGAGACAUCUACGACCGCAUCCCCAUCCUGACGUGGAGCAAGGGGCGAGUCACUCUCAUGGGCGAUGCUGCUCAUGCCAUGCAGCCCAACAUGGGGCAGGGCGGAUGCAUGGCUAUCGAGGACGGCUUUCAACUGGCCCUGGACCUUGAAAAGGCAGUGGAAGGGGCACAGAAGAAGAGCAUCAGCAAGGGAGGGCAGCUGCGGCAGCACAUGGACGUGGCGGGUGUGGUGCAGCAGUAUGAGGCGGAGAGGCGGCUGAGAGUGGGGGCCGUGCAUGGCAUGGCACGCACAGCUGCCAUCAUGGCGUCUACCUACCGGGCGUACCUGGGGGAGGGCUUUGCCCCACUCUCGUGGCUGGUGAACUGGCGUAUUCCGCAUUGGGGUAAGAUGGGCGGGCAGGUGGUGAUGAAGCUCUUCAUGCCCGCCAUGCUCAAAUGGGUGCUCACCGGCAACACUCUUCCUCUCCUCAAGCGUUCCUCUCCUAAAGUGUUCCUCUCCUCAAGUGUGCCUCUCCUCAAGUCUUCCUCUCCUCAAGUGUUCCUCUCCUCAAGUGUUCCUCUCCUCAAGCGUUUCUCUCCUCAAAUGUUCCUCUCCUCAAGUGUUCCUCUCCUCAAGCGUUCCUCUCCUCAAGCGUUCCUCUCCUCAAGUGUUCCUCUCCUCAAGUGUUCCUCUCCUCAAGUGUUCCUCUCCUCAAGCGUUCCUCUCCUCAAGCAUUCCUCUCCUCAAGCGUUCCUCUCCUCAAGCGUUCCUCUCCUCAAGCGUUCCUCUCCUCAAGCGUUCCUCUCCUCAAGUGUUCCUCUCCUCAAGUGUUCCUCUCCUCAAGCGUUCCUCUCCUCAAGCGUUCCUCUCCUCAAGUGUUCCUCUCCUCAAGCGUUCCUCUACUCAAGCGUUCCUCUCCUCAAGUCUUCCUCUCCUCAACGUUCCUCUCCUCGAGCGUUCCUCUCCUCAAGCGUUCCUCUCCUCAACCGUUCCUCUCCUCAAGCGUUCCUCUCCUCAAGCGUACCUCUCCUCAAGUGUUCCUCUCCUCAAGUGUUCCUCUCCUCAAGUGUUCCUCUCCUCAAGUGUUCCUCUCCUCAAGUGUUCCUCUCCUCAAGCGUUCCUCUCCUCAAGCGUUCCUCUCCUCAAGCGUUCCUCUCCUCAAGCGUUCCUCUCCUCAAGCGUUCCUCUCCUCAAGCGUUCCUCUCCUCAAGCGUUCCUCUCCUCAAGCGUUCCUCUCCUCAAGCGUUCCUCUCCUCAAGCGUUCCUCUCCUCAAGCGUUCCUCUCCUCAAGCGUUCCUCUCCUCAAGCGUUCCUCUCCUCAAGUGUUCCUCUCCUCAAGCGUUCCUCUCCUCAAGCGUUCCUCUCCUCAAGCGUUCCUCUCCUCAAGCGUUCCUCUCCUCAAGCGUUCCUCUCCUCAAGCGUUCCUCUCCUCAAGCGUUCCUCUCCUCAAGCGUUCCUCUCCUCAAGUGUUCCUCUCCUCAAGUGUUCCUCUCCUCAACCGUUCCUCUCCUCAAGCGUUCCUCUCCUCAAGCGUUCCUCUCCUCAAGUGUUCCUCUCCUCAAGUGUUCCUAUCCUCAAGCGUUCCUCUCCUCAAGUGUUCCUCUCCUCAAGUGUUCCUCUCCUCAAGUGUUCCUCUCCUCAAGUGUUCCUCUCCUCAAGCGUUCCUCUCCUCAAGCGUUCCUUAUUCUCCCUCAUCGUCCCCCUCUCUAUCCUUCAAAUAGGUUUGCAUUGGAGGGCCGUGCGCCUUACUGCAGAAUCACGGACAGGGCGGAUUCGAAUCUAGCCAAGUGGAUGGACGAUGACGAUGCAUUGGAGAGAGCAACCGAUGCAGAGUGGUUCCUGCUGCCUGCUGCGGACCGCAUGCCCCUCACCGGCGCUCUCACUGACUCUGGCCGCCCCAUCCUGCCUCUGGCAAUCGCCACCACCCCCGAAGGCGCUCCCCCUACCACCAUCACGUCGGCCAUCACCAUUGUUGGCUCUGCGGAGUGUGCGCCUGCCAGCGGCACAGCAGCACUCAUCUCUCUCUUCCCCCCGCCUCCCUUCUACACCCCUCCCUUCUCCCACACUCUCUCUGCAGCUCUGCAGAGUGUGCGCCUGCCAGCGGCACAGCAGCGGUCAUCUCACUGCCUGGGGUGCGUGGAGGAGAAGCACUGCCGCAUUGAGAGUCGCAGUGACCACACCUUCUAUGCAACAGACCUCAGCCAGACCCAGGGCACCUGGCUUGUCAGUCACCCUUUCUUCCCCCCUCCCCCCUGCAGAGUGGAUGGAGCGCGGUCAAGGCUCACUCCAGGGUCCCCUGAACGCCUGCACCCUGGUGACUCCCUCCAGUUUGGACCCAACACCGAGGCUCUCUUCCGUAUCAAGCUGAGGAAGGCACAAGACGGUGGCAAGGCCAAGGAUGUGUUGGCAGCUGCGACUGCCUGA